This is a messenger RNA of Echinostoma caproni, 1263 nucleotides long. NCBI's taxonomy places the organism in Eukaryota, Metazoa, Platyhelminthes, Trematoda, Plagiorchiida, Echinostomatidae. The record is from the annotation of a GenBank genome assembly.
AUGAGUAGAUUUCUACAUUUUAGUACACUUGUGGACUCUUUAGAACACUUUCGUCAUAGUAACCACAGAAUAAAAUGCCAAUAUUCUCUUUCCAACUGCAUAACUAAUAUAAAUUACUAUUUGUUAAACAAAUGUCACAACACUUCACUUGAAUCAUUCCUAUUAUCAAUCACAUUCGUUUGGAUAAAAGAGGACAGUUCCCCCCUUUAUCAUCAUCACCGUGCAUUCAUUGUGAUUGACAUGAUGCUCGAACGUAUCAAAUAUGAGAAAACUGUGGACAUUUACGGUUGUGUGAAAGCACUGCGGACACAAAGGAAUUUUAUGGUCCAAACAGAGGACCAGUAUGUCUUUAUUCACUCCGCCCUGUUGGAAGCAAUCGAUGCCGGGAACACGGAAGUUCCCGCGCGAAAUUUGCUUGCGCAUGUGAAGAAACUACGCUUGUUAGACGCAACCGGUGGAUCGGGAAUGGAUUUGGAAUUCAAAUUUCGUCUACCUCGGGCCAAAUAUACCUCCGCCCAGUUGGCUUGCAAUAAAGGAAAAAAUCGGGCACUGAACGCGCUUCCGUACGAGUCCACUCGGGUCCCAUUACAGCCAAUCCGUGGUGUGGAGGGGUCUGAUUACAUCAAUGCCAGUUUUGUGGACAGUUAUAGGGAUCGUAAGGCGUACAUUGCUACACAAAGUCCGAUUGCAAAAACUGCAGAGGAUUUUUGGCGAAUGAUGUGGGAGCUGAAUUCCAACAUCGUUGUGAUGCUGACCAAAUUGGUCGAACGUGGAAGAGAAUGUUGCUAUCCAUACUGGCCGAGCGAACGUUCCGCACGUUACCAGUAUUAUGUGGUCGAUCCGAUGGUCGAGUACAAUAUGCCAAACUACACACUCAGGGAAUUCAAGCUAACCGAUGCCAGGGAUGGUCAAUCACGUACGCUACGCCAAUUCCAAUUCACGGAUUGGCCCGAACAAGGUGUUCCCGAUACGUGUGAAGCAUUCAUUGAAUUCUUAGGACAAGUUCAUAAAACAAAGGAGCAAUUUGGUCAAGAUGGUCCUAUUACAGUACAUUGCAGUAAUGGAGUCGGUCGGACCGGUGUGUUCUUGACUUUGUCUAUCGUACUCGAACGAAUGCGCUACGAGGGUGUGGUUGAUAUGUUCCAGACAGUACGAAUGCUCCGAACGCAGCGCCCAGGUCUGGUAGAGACUGAAGACCAGUACCAAUUCUGUUAUAAUGCCGCGUUGGAAUAUUUAUCCUCUUUCGAUCACUAUGCCACGUGA